Prunus mume (Japanese apricot) is the source of this 2166-nucleotide messenger RNA. RefSeq names its product Kelch repeat-containing F-box family protein. Gene Ontology annotation, molecular function: protein binding. NCBI's taxonomy places the organism in Eukaryota, Viridiplantae, Streptophyta, Magnoliopsida, Rosales, Rosaceae. The record is from RefSeq and is a predicted model, not a curated record.
UCUCUUUCCAAAAUGAAAAUUUACCAUCUUCUUCUAAAUCAACAAUGAAAAGAAAGAAAAGGAAAAAAGAAACAGAAACUCAUUUACCUUUCCUUUGCCAUGAACCAUCAGAACAAAUCAAACCAACCCAGUCUUGGAGCUCUCUACCCUCUGCCCUAUUACACCUCACUUUCCCAAGAAUCACAGCCAUAACUCCCCAACAACCUACAAGAAGACAAAGAUAGCUUUCUUCAAUGGCAGAAACCAGUACUAGCAGUAGCAACAGUUUCUUCAAUAACACCAAUGGGGGCUCACCAAUUUCCUACAUAGCCCAAGACCACCUCUUUACAAUCUUGUUGCUUCUUCCUGUAGAUUCAAUUCUUUGCUUUGCCAUGGCCUGCAAGAAGUUUAGAGCUUUGACAGCCUCUGACACUCUGUGGGAGUCCAUAUGCAGAAGGGACUGGGGUCCCAAAUCAGUUGAGGCCCUCAAGGCUUCAAAUUUUCAUCAUCAGCUGCCUUGGAUGAGGCUCUACAAGCAAGUCUCUCGCGUGGACUCUGUUUAUUGCCAUAAAUUGUCUAACCCAGAUGGGGAAUUGGUGUUUCCAAGUCCCAGGGCCUCUCAUUCUCUCAAUUUUGUGUCUGAUUGCUUGGUUUUGUUUGGUGGUGGCAGUGAGGGAGGACGCCAUCUAGAUGACACAUGGGUGGCAUACGUUGGUAAUGAUUUUCGGAGAAUGUUGAAGUGGCAGAAGAUCAAUUCAGGCAUUCCAAGUGGCAGAUUUGGGCAUUCAUGUGUUGUUAUUGAUGAUUUUCUUGUUCUAUUUGGAGGAAUAAAUGACAAUGGAAACCGUCACAACGAUACAUGGGUUGGGAAAGUAGCAUGCCAUGAGACCCUUGGUAUCACACUGUCAUGGAGGCUGCUUGUCGUGGGGCCCGAUGCACCUUCGCAGCGAGGGGCUCAUGCUGCAUGCUGCAUUGAUGGCAGAAAGAUGGUUAUCCAUGGAGGAAUUGGGCUGCAUGGUGUCAGGUUGGGUGAUACAUGGGUGUUGGAACUCUCCGAAAACUUUCGAUUUGGAACUUGGUAUGAAAUCGUGGCUCAUCCAUGUCCGCCUGCUCGCUCAGGACACACAUUGACUUGCAUUGGGGGAACCCGAACAGUUUUAUUUGGAGGGAGAGGAUUGGGCUAUGAUGUGCUUCAUGAUGUCUGGUUCUUGGAUAUUCAUGAUGGUCAACCUAAAUGGGUACAAAUACUCUAUGAAUUACAAAAUGUUCCUGGAGCAGUUUCCCUCCCUAGAGUUGGUCACUCAGCUACUCUCAUCUUAGGAGGUCAUUUGCUGAUUUGUGGAGGAGAGGAUUCGUACAGACACCGGAAGAAUGACUUCUGGGUUUUAGACAUAAGUGCAGUUCCAUCCAUUACAAUGCAGCCGACUACACUCAACUCUGUGCAGUUACUGGCAAAAAUGUGGAAAAGGUUGAAGGCAAAUGGUUACAAACCCAAAUGCCGGUCAUUCCAUCGUGCCUGCACAGAUAAUUCCGGGCGUUACUUGUUUGUGUUUGGUGGAAUGGUGGAUGGCGUACUUCAGCCUGCUGACCCUGCCGGGCUGAGGUUUGAUGGAGAGCUCGUCCUUGUGGAGCUUGUGCUCCAGCUGUAAGGAGGAAUGAAUAUAUCUUUGGUACAAAAGAUGAAGUUGCUUUAAUUAUAGAAAGGAAAGGAGACUUUUUUCAACUGGUGCGGGCUUCCUAAAAUAGCCAUUAGCUCCAGCAUCAACAAAGGUUGGCUCUGCGAAUGCGUCACCAGUCAACCCAAAAAUUGGCACUCCAAAUCCCAACAAUUCUUUUAACUAGCCAUGGCUGAGUUAAGAGAAUUGCUGCGAUUUUGGGUGCCAUUUUUGGGUUGUCCUGGACCACUAGUACUUACGCGUUCACAUAGCCAGCCUUUGUUGCUACCGAAGCUGAUGGCUACUUUAGGAAGCCCCUAACAGUCGAAAACUUGCCAUAUUUGAUCACGUGCUCCAAUCUAUGUAACAGUUGAGGUACGUGCAUACGUAUAAACAAAGCCUCCUUUCCUAAAGCAUCGGCAUAAUUUGGUUAAUUACUUGCCAUUCCAGUACACCAAGUCUUGUACAUAGUAGCUCAUAACUUGCUCUGUACGUCUCUUUUGAAUUGAGAUUAUCUGUUCUACGAGAAAAG